GUGUCAAGCCAAACUUGUCAAGCGGACGCUUGUGUUGAGGCUGUCAUACACUGGGGGAAAAACAUAAGCAAAUUCUUGUUUUUCCAUCGCUGAUAGUGCUAUCGAAAAUUCGCGAUUUUCAGGAGGGAAAAAUCGACAUUUCGCUAGACUAACACCAUCAACCGGAAGAUGUCUCGCCAAAGCACACGCCUCGACACGAAGAAAGUGAACUCGGAGCUGCUCACUCUGACGUACGGGGCGCUCGUGUCCCAGAUGCUGCGUGACUUCGAGAAUGUCGAUGACGUGAACAAGCAGCUCGAUCGGAUCGGCUUCAACAUGGGCAUGCGGUUGAUCGAGGACUUUCUGUCGCGCACCGGCUCCGGCCGGUGUUUGGAUAUGCGCGAAACGGCCGACAAAAUACAGCUCGCCUUCCGGAUGUACCUGAACGUGCAGCCGACCAUCUCGAACUGGGCCGCUUCGGCGGACGAAUUUUCCCUCAUCUUCGACACGAACCCACUGACCGAGUUUGUGGAGCUGCCGGCCGACUAUCAGCAGCUACGGUACAGCUCGAUCCUUUGCGGCUGCAUCCGGGGGGCUCUGGAGAUGGUGCAGCUCGAAGUGCAGUGUUGGUUCAGCCAGGACCAGCUGAAGGGCGAUGCAACGACGGAGAUACGGGUGAAGUUUGUUCGACGGCUGGAGGAUGCGGUACCGGCAGGAGAAGAUUAAUCAUUUUCGAGCGGAAAGACGUUUUUCAUCGCAUUCCGUGCGGUUAUGCUGCGCGUUCUAAAAUCACUUGAUAUUCUCUGUUAAGCAAAUAAAAACCACACGAAUCCCA
This is a messenger RNA of Anopheles gambiae (African malaria mosquito), 814 nucleotides long. It is a transcript of the gene Bet3, whose product is annotated as trafficking protein particle complex subunit 3. The record is from RefSeq and is a predicted model, not a curated record. Gene Ontology annotation, biological process: endoplasmic reticulum to Golgi vesicle-mediated transport; intra-Golgi vesicle-mediated transport. The transcript has 2 exons. Gene Ontology annotation, cellular component: cis-Golgi network membrane; TRAPP complex; cytosol. Bases 169 to 705 code for a protein of 178 amino acids. NCBI's taxonomy places the organism in Eukaryota, Metazoa, Arthropoda, Insecta, Diptera, Culicidae.